AUGGAGAGGAGUCGAGCCUGCAAAACAGCGACUGCGUCGGACAGAUGGAUUUGCAGUGCCUUGUUCAGAGCCGACAGCGAUCGUGGACUUGUUAGCUUCUCGGCCAAGCGAAUGAGCACGCCUGGCAACGGGAGAAAAGGGGGAAAAAAGGUAAAAAAAAACAACAGAAUUAUUGCAAAAUGCCCUUCGAAGGCGACAGAGACGAGCAACUCAACUGCCCAACCCGAUCUUCUGCCUCAACUGUCCGGUCUCCUGAUUGACGGUCGUGAGAGUGACCAAAACGCCAUCUUCUCGACGGUCUGGAGAAUCCUUGUCUCCGGGGCAACCUCAACUUGCGGAUCGACUGCUUUGAGUGCGCCGAUCUGUACCAUGACCGCGGCAACAGUACCCUCGUUUCCGGGUGAAACCACCAAAAGACGUGGAGUAAAGGUCUGA
Protopolystoma xenopodis is the source of this 435-nucleotide messenger RNA. The record is from the annotation of a GenBank genome assembly. NCBI's taxonomy places the organism in Eukaryota, Metazoa, Platyhelminthes, Monogenea, Polystomatidea, Polystomatidae.